Messenger RNA from Arabidopsis lyrata subsp. lyrata, 1521 nucleotides. RefSeq names its product 14-3-3-like protein GF14 epsilon. Gene Ontology annotation, biological process: signal transduction. Gene Ontology annotation, cellular component: cytoplasm. The coding region runs from base 452 to 1318 and encodes 288 amino acids. NCBI's taxonomy places the organism in Eukaryota, Viridiplantae, Streptophyta, Magnoliopsida, Brassicales, Brassicaceae. The record is from RefSeq and is a predicted model, not a curated record. The transcript has 6 exons.
CAGAGGAACAUGUUGAAUGAUAUUCAACUCAAUUUUUUCCAACUUAAUAUUUUUCAACUAUUCAUUUUUACGGAAUUAAUAUAUUUUUCUAAAUAUUUCAGUUUACAUUUAUGAAAACAAAAUAUCUAGGUAUAUUCAAUUUACAAAAAUAUGUAGAUUUAUUAGAUUUAAAUAUACCUCUCUCUAUAUCUUUAUUAGUUUUUCCUUUACUAUAUAACAAACUAGAUAUUUUUGUCAAUCCUUUAUUACAAACUUGGUAGUAAUCUUAUUUAUUUGAUUUUUCCUAAUACAUUUUUUUAUCAUCUAAUAAACGAGAUCUGCGUCGACACAUAAUUGGAUUCAACAAUCCAUAUUAAUUUUAUCACUACGUAUAUAUUACAUUUCUAUCAACAUUGAGCAUCCCUUAAAUCACAUAAGAAACAAAGACAGAGAGAAAUUGGAGAUCAAAGUUAUGGAGAAUGAGAGAGAAAAUCUUAUUUACUUGGCUAAGCUCGCCUGCCUAGCUGGAAGAUAUGAUGAUAUGAUGAAAUCGAUGAGAAAAGUAUGUGAGCAUGAUAUAGAGCUAAGUGAAGAGGAAAGAGACCUACUAACAACUGGGUACAAGAAUGUCAUGGAGACUAAGAGAGCUUCAUUGAGAGUAAUAUCAUCUAUUGAAAAAUUGGAAGACUCGAAAGGAAACGACCAAAAUGUUAAAUUGAUAAAAGGACAACAAGAAAUGGUUAAAUAUGAGUUUUUCGAUGUUUGUAAUGACAUUUUGUCUCUCAUUGAUUCUCAUCUCAUACCAUCAACUACUAAUGUCGAAUCAACUGUCUUUUUUAUCAGAAUGAAAGGAGAUUAUUUUCGAUAUAUGGCAGAGUUUGGUUCUGAUGCUGAACGUAAAGAAAAUGCGGAUAGUUCUCUGGAAGCAUAUAAGGUUGCAAUGGAAAUGGCAGAGAAUAGUUUAGCACCCACCAAUAUGGUUAGACUUGGAUUGGCUUUAAACUUCUCGAUAUUCAAUUAUGAGAUCCUUAAAUCUAUUGAAAGCGCAUGCAAAUUGGUCAAGAAAGCUUACGAUGAAGCAAUCGCUGAACUCGAUGGCCUUGACAAGAAAAAAUGUGAAGAGAGCAUAUACAUCAUAGAGAUGCUUAAAUACAAUCUUUCUGCAUGGACUUUAGGCGAUGGUAAUGGUAAUAUACGUUUAGUUCGCAGUGAAAGGUUCUUAAACUUUUUCUUUCAUGACCUAUUUUUUAUACUAAUUAAAAUUGUAAUUUUGCAGAACUGGAUCUUGAAAUCCCGAAAAACAAGACAGACGAUUAGAACAUGUCUUUUGAGACGAUGAAGAUAAAUCAUUGGUCGUGCUGAUAAGGUUUGAUUGUUUACAGAACUCAAUUAGUCUUCUUGUUGACUACUAGCUAGAAACGCAAAUAUAUACUACUGUAGUACUAUGUAUUUAAACACUCGGCUUUGUGCUUUGGUUUGAGUUGGGUCACAAUGUGUGAAUGAUAGAUUGUUAAAUUUGUUUUUAUAUAAUUUCUAAUAAAC